Molecule: messenger RNA, 508 nt
Organism: Prorocentrum cordatum
Lineage: Eukaryota; Dinophyceae; Prorocentrales; Prorocentraceae
Source: the annotation of a GenBank genome assembly
GGGCGAGGAGUGCAGCGCGUUUGUCGAGGGCGCGGCCGCGCAGGCGAAGGGGAGGCUCUCGGUGCUGAGCGCUGGCCUCAUGGAUGGCGAGCGGGAGCACCUCUCCAUCGUGAUCUGCGGGCAUGUCGACAUCGGCGAGAGCACCACCACCGCCCGCCUCAACUACGACCUGAGCGGCCUUCCGCAACGCGAGCUGGAGAAGCUGAAGGAGGAGGCCGUAUGCCUAGUACCAGGCCCCGUCGCCUUCACGUUCUACAUGGACCGUCAGAAGGAGGAGCACGAGAGCGGGGUGACCAGCGCCUGCGCCACCCAAGACUUCUACACCGAGAAGUGGCAUUACACAGUCUUCAUCGAUGCCCCAGGCCAUCGCAAUAUCAACAAGGUCGCAAACCUGCAGAAGAUUGCUGACAACAUGGGCUGGUGGAAGGGCUGCAACGUCAAGUACGGCAAGGACCGCGCCACCCACAGAGACAAGCAGUUCUGCUAUGCCGAAAUCGGAAAGAAAUGA